Molecule: messenger RNA, 1089 nt
Organism: Artibeus jamaicensis (Jamaican fruit-eating bat)
Lineage: Eukaryota; Metazoa; Chordata; Mammalia; Chiroptera; Phyllostomidae
Gene: FAM167B
Product: family with sequence similarity 167 member B
Exons: 2
Coding region: 360-851 (163 amino acids)
Source: RefSeq, a predicted model, not a curated record
UCAUCCUGGAGCGACUUCCUUUCUGGGAAACUGGGUGUCUCCUUCUGAGCAAAGACAAUAAAAUUCAUCCAAGGGGCCAAAGGCUCAGGGCUUCUCCUGCCCCAAACGGAUAGGCAUCACGUGGCUCCAGGGUUAGCAGUCCAGGAAAAUCCCAGCCCUGCACACUGUCUCCCGCACCCGUCUCCUCACUCACCCUGACAAACUCAGCCUCCCCUACCCACCCUGAACUUUCACCACCCCAUACUCCCUGGCACCCUGCUCUCACCCUCAGCUUCUGCCACCUCUCCCUGGGCAAUCUUGCAAGCCUUUCCCUAAUCCCAGAGCUGCAGUCUUAUUCUGUCACUCACCCCCAAUUUACCAUGUCCCUGGGGCCACUGAAAUUCCAGGCAGUGGGUGAAGAAGAGGAGGAGUAUGAAGAGGGAGAGAGCCUCAACUCUUUGAAGGCACUGACGGCCAAGCUGCAGCUGCAGACGCGGCGGCCCUCAUAUCUGGAGUGGACGGCCCAGGUCCAGAGCCAGGCCUGGCACAGGGCCCGAGCUGGACCUGGGCCGGGGGAACCUGGGGCCAUCUGCGGCUUCGACUCAAUGGACUCUGCUCUUGAGUGGCUCCGACGGGAGCUGAGGGAGAUGCAAGCUCAGGACCGGCAGCUGGCGAAGCAGCUGCUUCGCUUGCGGGCCCAGCUGCACCGGCUGAAGGUGGACCAAGCCUGUCACCUGCAUCAAGAGCUGCUGGACGAGGCCGAGCUGGAGCUGGAGCUGGAGCCGGGGGCCGGCCUGGCCCUGGCCCCGCCGCUGCGCCACCUCGGCCUCACACGUAUGAACAUAAGCACUCGGCGCUUCACACUCUGCUGAGAACCUGCGUGCCUACUGAGUCACCGACUACCCUUUCCCCAGCCCUGCUGGACAGGGGAAGCGGAAGGGUGCCCCAAAGGCGCCAGCACCUGGCACGGAUGGGGGUUGGUGGGUACACUCAGCACUGGGAGCAUAAAGCACCAGCCAGCAUCCUCUUCCUGCUGCUGCCCCAGCUGUGUGUGGGGGUGGGGAAGAGGAGCUUACAGACCCUCAGGCUCCUCAAAUAAAUGCCCUCUCU